Molecule: messenger RNA, 1460 nt
Organism: Nerophis ophidion (straightnose pipefish)
Lineage: Eukaryota; Metazoa; Chordata; Actinopteri; Syngnathiformes; Syngnathidae
Gene: mest
Product: mesoderm specific transcript
Exons: 12
Coding region: 191-1171 (326 amino acids)
Biological process (GO): regulation of lipid storage
Cellular component (GO): endoplasmic reticulum
Molecular function (GO): catalytic activity
Source: RefSeq, a predicted model, not a curated record
GACUGAAUACUAGUAGCGAUGGAAGGCAAGAGGAGUGAGACCUCCUCUUUUUGUAACUUGUCUCUGCUCUGCUUGUACUGUGUGUGCGACGGAUAGAAGCUAAUCACAGUUCGAAGGUCCUCUCCUGACUGCCGUUCGACUUUUUAAUGGGAGGCAGGCAUGACCUCCCGUCUUCCAUAAACUCUCCACAAUGAAAGAGUGGUGGUUACAUGUCUUACUGAUCUGCGUCCCGCUGCUGGCCGUCUACCUGCACAUCCCGCCGCCUCAACUAUCACCUGCGCUCCAGAAGUGGCACAAUGCUGGCAGAUUGUUCACCUUCAGAGGCAGCGACAUCUUCUACACAGACUCCCAUGGCGCUUUGGGGAGCUCUGACAUCGUCGUCCUUCUCCACGGCUUCCCCACCUCCAGCUAUGACUGGAACAAGAUUUGGGAGCCUCUCACUCAGCACUUCAACCGGGUCAUAGCCCCAGACUUCUUGGGUUUUGGCUUCAGCGACAAGCCUCGACCACACAAGUACUCCAUCUUUGAGCAAGCUAGCAUGGUGGAAGCCCUGCUGGCUCACAUAGGUCUGGCCAAUCAGCGCGUCAACCUGGUUUCACAUGACUAUGGAGACACAGUGGCGCUUGAGCUGCUCUACAGGAGUGACCAGAACCGCACUGGUCACCUCACCAUCAACAGCCUGUGUCUCUCCAAUGGAGGCUUAUUUCCAGAAGCCCACCACCCUCGCCUGCUGCAGAUGCUCCUCAAGGACUCCAGUUUCCUGGCUCCAGUCCUUAUGCGUCUCACCAACUACAAGAUCUUCCAGAAGGGAAUCGGGGAGGUUUUUGGGCCGUACACGCAACCCACCGACGCAGAAUUCUGGGACAUGUGGACGGGUCUGCGAUACAAUGAUGGAAACCUGGUUUUGGACAGUGUUCUGCAGUACAUCAACCAGAGGUUAAAGCACAGAGACAGAUGGGUUGGUUCCCUCACAUCCACCUUUGUACCCUUGCACAUGAUCUAUGGCCCCCUUGAUCCAGUCAACCCGCAUCCACGCUUCAUCCGUCUUUACCAGAAGCUGGUGCAGCGGUCAACAGUCAGCGUUUUAGAUGAGCACAUCAGUCACUACCCCCAGCUGGAAGACCCCACUGGCUUCCUCAAUUCUUACUUUAACUUUAUUCACUCCUUCUGAGCCCAUCAAUAAAUAGUUUUGUACUGAAAGGUUUUGUGUUAAUCGCCAUUUUUUGCACUUUUCUAGAACAUGGGCUACAGUGUAGAUUAGGUAGCAUUGUUCAAAGGGUUGUAUAUUCAGCAAACAGACGACCAUCUCUUCAUUGCGACGCCAUUGGCCAAAGAAGAAUAGAGUGGCUUACUGUGUCGUGACUUACUCAAAAACAAAUGAGAAAGGAAGAGCUGUAAUUUCAGGUUUUUUUGUUGUAUGGUUUUUAAGAUGCUGACAAAAUAAAAAUUAUUAACAAGAA